AGCCUGAGCUGAGCCCUGAAUUAACCCAGCCAUGCCCCAGGGGGAUUUUUUGGGGGUUUUGCACCUCCAAAAAUGGGACCUGGCUCGCCCGGAGGAGCUGCAGCAGCUCCCAGCACCCAGACAUGUCCUGCUCCCCUGGGAUCAACACCAGGCAUGUCCUGAUCCCCAGGGAUCAACACCCAGGCAUGUCCUGCUCCCCAGGGAUCAGCACCCAGGCAUGUCCUGCUCCCCAGGGAUCAACACCAGGCAUGUCCUGCUCCCCUGGGAUCAGCUCCCAGACAUGUCCUGCUCCCCUGGGAUCAGCACCCAGGCAUGUCCUGAUCCCCAGGGAUCAACACCAGGCAUGUCCUGCUCCCCUGGGAUCAGCACCCACCCAGGCAUGUCCUGAUCCCCAGGGAUCAGCACCCAGGCAUGUCCUGCUCCCCUGGGAUCAGCACCAGGCAUGUCCUGGUCCCCAGGGAUCAACACCAGGCAUGUCCUGAUCCUCAGGGAUCAGCACCCACCCAGGCAUGUCCUGAUCCCCUGGGAUCAGCACCCACCCAGGCAUGUCCUGCUCCCCUGGGAUCAGCACCAGACAUGUCCUGCUCCCCAGGGAUCAGCACCCACCCAGGCAUGUCCUGCUCCCCAGGGAUCAGCACCCAGGCAUGUCCUGAUCCCCAGGGAUCAACACCCAGGCAUGUCCUGAUCCCCAGGGAUCAGCACCAGCCAUGUCCUGGUCCCCUGGAAUCAGCACCCAGACAUGUCCUGCUCCCCUGGGAUCAACACCAGGCAUGUCCUGAUCCCCAGGGAUCAGCUCCCAGGCAUGUCCUGAUCCCCUGGGAUCAACACCCAGGCAUGUCCUGGUCCCCAGGGAUCAACACCAGUCAUGUCCUGGUCUCCUGGGAUCAGCUCCCAGACAUGUCCUGCUGCCCUGGGAUCAGCACCCAGGCAUGUCCUGCUGCCCUGGGAUCAGCUCCCAGGCAUGUCCUGCUCCCCUGGGAUCAGGUGCUUUCCCAGAGACAUCAGACACCUCAAGGAUUUCCCUGUUCUCACAAGCACCCAGCCUGGAUCUCUCCCAUCCUGCUCCCCAUGUCCCUGUGGAAGGCUGGAGGGAGGAGGCAGAGCCUCAGCUCACAGAGUCUGUGGGGUGAUGUGGGGUCUGUGGUUCCUCCUGCAGCAGCCUGGGAUGCUGGGGCUUGGAGCUGCUGUGCUGGGCAGGAGCCUGGAGCAGGGCCGUGGUGGUGGGGCCAGCCUGGUGCUUUGGGCAGUUCUCUCAAGGCCAUCAGUGUCUGGCUGCUGCUUGUGGUGAUUUCUGAGUGCUCCUCCCAUGCUGGGCCCUCCCUGCUGUGGGUCCUGGAAUCAUGGAAUGGUUUGGGCUGGGAGGGACCUUCAAGACCAUCUCAUUCCAUGGGCAGGGACACCUUGCAGUGUCCCAGGCUGCCCCAAGCCCUGUCCAGCCUGGCCUGGGACACUGCCAGGGGUGUGCCCUUGCUGCCAUUCCCUUGCCCUGGCUGGGACAGCCCCAGCACAGUGGGGAGGGCUGGGGGGUCCUGCAGGUCUCUCUGAGCUCCGUCCCUUCCCACUGGGAUUCUCCCAGCCCCAAAGCUGAGCCCCAAAAUGCCAGCGCACAGUGAGCAGCAGGAAAUCCCCCAGAAAAUCCCUUUGCAGCCUAAAGGUGAUGCUUAACUCCUGGAGCUGAGCCGGGGGAUGAGAUUUUGGGCUUCUCCUGACUUUUGAGGGGCUGCUCGUGGAUUUGGAGCCCUGUGGCCAGGGAGGCAGCUGCUGUGCUGUCCCCCUCAGGUGAGGGGUGAUCCCAUCAGAGUCCCACUUCAUGUCCAAUGUCACCACCGGGCUCCAGGGCAGGCUCUCAGCUCUCAGCUCGUCCGUGAUCCCUGUGAGGUUGGGAUUCAGGAGCAGCUCUUGGCUCUGGAGGCAGUGUGGGGCCUGCAGGAGCAGUGAGGGGCACUGGAGCCAUCCCUGCCGGUCCCGGCUGGGUGCAGAGCCCGUGGCAGGAGUGCCCGGUGUGCCAGGGCACCGUAGGGCGCUGCUGACGUGUCCCCACUGUCCCCGCAGCCCCCCUGGACCAGCCCUGCUGCAAAGCCCUCUACGACUUCGAGCCCGAGAACGACGGCGAGCUGGGCUUCAAGGAGGGCGACAUCAUCACCC
Molecule: messenger RNA, 2145 nt
Organism: Melospiza georgiana
Lineage: Eukaryota; Metazoa; Chordata; Aves; Passeriformes; Passerellidae
Exons: 2
Coding region: 412-1545 (377 amino acids)
Source: RefSeq, a predicted model, not a curated record